This is a messenger RNA of Entelurus aequoreus (snake pipefish), 1994 nucleotides long. RefSeq lists its product as uncharacterized. The coding region runs from base 169 to 1080 and encodes 303 amino acids. The transcript is spliced from 2 exons. Lineage: Eukaryota; Metazoa; Chordata; Actinopteri; Syngnathiformes; Syngnathidae. The record is from RefSeq and is a predicted model, not a curated record.
AUUGGUUGACGUGUGUGACGAUUGCUGACGUGUGUGUGACGAUUGCGGACAUUUGCUUCGUCUUUUACGCGAAUUAGAUAAAUAAUAUUAUGUGAUAUUUGACGGUAAUGUGUUAAUAAUUUCACACAUAAGUCGCUCCGGAGUAUAUGUCGCACCACCGGCCAAACUAUGAAAAAAACUGCGAUUUAUAAUCCGAAAAAUACGGUAAUCGCAAACUGUCGGCCCCCACAACAAUACUCCUCAUUUAUCAGCCUCCAAAACCAAACUCGGCAUUCAUCUCUGCGCUUCAAAACUUUCUUACCACACUCUGCACCUGCAAACCUGAUAAUACUUGAUGACAUACAUAUUCACGUCGACUCCUCCACCUGUCCCUUUGCAGCUGAAUUUCUUCACUCAUUGGACUGCCUAAACCUUAAACAACAUGUUAAAGUUCCCACACACACCAAAGGACACACCCUCAACCGAGUGAUGAUAACCUCUGCCCCCAUUAAAUCCUUCAAGUCUACAACCUGGGAAUCUCAGACCGCGAGGCAAUAUCCAUGGAGCUCACACCACUUUCCUCCCACCAAAAGCCCCCACGUCAUUAACCAGUCCCUUCAGUCCAGCCAUGUCCCAUCAGCUCUUAAGACGACAAUCAUCACACCUCAUCUCAAAAAGUCCACUUUAAACCCAAAUAUCCUCACACAUUACAGGCCCAUAUCCAACCUCCCGUUCCUGUCCAAAUCCCUAGAAAAAACAGUCUCUGUCAAAUUCAUGAACAUCUGGAACGUAAUCAACAAUACGAAAAAUUCAGGUCAGGCUUCCGUUCAGCACACAGUACAGAAACUGCCUUUGUUAGUCUCAAAUAACCUACUUCUGGCUACUGAUAACAGUUGCCCUUCCCUCCUCAUCUUCCUUGACUUGACCGCUGCAUUUGAUACAGUUGACCACAACAUCCUGCUCCAGCGUCUACACUUCACUGCUGGUCUGUCUGGUCCCACCCUGGAAUGGUUCAGAGCCUACUUCAACGACAGGCUGGACUACUGCAACACACUUCUCAUCGGGAUCCCAAGCAAGAGCCUUCAAAACUUCAAUCCUUAAAGACCUUCACUGGCUCCUCAUACAAUACAGAUUCCAAUAUAAAAUCUCCCUCCUUACCCACCAGUGCAUUCAUGGCAACGUCCCACCUUAUCUGAAAUAACUUUUAACCCCUCAAAUCAGUUCCAGACACCUACGGUCCAGCAAAUCAAACUGCCUCUUUACACCCAGAACCAAGCUUUGCUCGAUGGGGGACCAAGCCAUCUCCUCAUCUGUACUCUGCCUCUGGAACAUUCUCCCAGACCACAUCAAAACCCCACAGACAGAUGAAUCUUUCAAAAAACAACUCAAAACCUUCCUUUUCAACAAAGUAUUCCCCUCCUAAGCACUUCUUAGUUGUUUUUAAUAUGUAGUAACAGGCACGUGUUAAUACGCAUGUUCCUGUUACUAUAUUACAUAUAGUAUAGUAUACAUAUACUUUACAGCAUGUACAUAAAGUGUUGUUGGAUAUCUUGAGAGCCAUUUAUAGGUAGAUUAAAGCAAAUCCUAUUUUUGAGGAAUUACAAUGCAUAAAAAAAGGAAAAACAUUGAUGUGCUAGUCUCUCAAAAGGAUUGUGAAUCACAUAGACAAAAUAGCAAAAAAAAAGUGCAGUACUGUAGUUUUCAAGUAAAUACCAAAUGUUAUGAUGUAAUGGAAGUACACACUAGGGCUGUGCGACAUUACAAUCGCUAUCGUGAUACAACAUAAAAAUGUCCUAUCAUACGAUAUAAUUAUCUGUUUUUUAUAUAAUUUUUUUAUGUCUGGGAUGCGGCCAAAGUAACUGCAGCAACAACGCUACCUUCUGGUAACAUUUUUAUGUUACUUGAAAGAACUUUACGGCGACAGCUGGCAGGAGCAUGGAGGUCAACAACAUCGCAAAGACGGAAACCACAUUGGAAGCUAAAACAACAAAACCCAAAGAGUAAUUGGUGCCAAA